UUCUCACGUGUCAUUAGCUCUACCGAGCGCACGCAAAAAACCUAUCGUCGCGUACACUGUACAUACAUUAAAUAUUCACCGAGAAUCAUCGUAAAAGCGCCAUCUAUCCGUACGGCCGCGAUCAUUAAAAAUAUCUCUCUCUCCUCUCCGCGUACUUGCACAGCAUCGCAGCAUCAUCGUCACUCGCGAAUAAAGAUCGAGUGCGUAGUCUGCGCUACGCCGCGUGAAUUUACACGCCAGUUUCGCGCUUAAAUAUUUCGAUCGAAUCGAGAUGUCGUCGUCGUCGUCGAGCAAGGACGAGGACAAUAUAUUGUCGAAAAUCGGCUGGUGCCUGAGCUUGGCCUACUGCUACUGCUCGACUCAGGUCAAGUUCGCCUGGCUGGGCUUGGCCGGGAUCGUCGAGGAUCGCUGGCACGCGCGCACCAACGCAACUGAGAUGCCGAAAUUGACGGGCAGAGUGGCGAUCGUCACCGGCGGUUCGCGCGGCCUCGGCAAGGAGAUCGUCAAGAUGCUGCUCCAAUGCGACCUUCACGUCGUCGUCGCUUGUCGAAAUAUCGCGGCUGGCGAGGCGGCCGUCGAGGACAUACGCGGAUCCGGGGGCGUGGAGAGCGGCAUAGCCACGGUGAUGUGCCUCGACAACUCGAGUCUGGCCGCGGUGAGGAAAUUCGUCGAGGAUUAUCGGAGCAAGUUCUCGUCGAGACUCGAUAUUCUCAUCAACAAUGCCGGAGUCAUGUGCACGCCUUACAACGAGACCGUGGACGGCUACGAGGAGCAGUACGGGGUGAACUAUCUGUCGCACUUUUUGCUCACGCUGCUGCUGAUGCCGGCGCUGGCCCGCGCCGGAUCCACGGAUCUCGGUCAUUCGCGGGUGAUCAACGUGUCGUCCUGCGCUCAUCUGGUCGGUGACGUCAGAUUCAGCGACACCAACAGAAAAGAUCUGUUCGUCACCGCCGAGGCGUACGCGCAGAGCAAGCUCGCCCAGGUGCUGUUCACCAAGAGGCUGGCGCGCGAGCUCGCCGCCAAGAGACUGCCGGUGCAGGUGUGCGCCGUACAUCCGGGCGUAGUGAGCACCGAUAUCUUUCGCACGACCUACGUCAAGUACCUGCGGGCCAUCGUCGAUGUACUCUUCAAAAAUCUCGAGGAAGGCGCCGUGCCCGUGGUCUACGCCGCGGUCAGUCCGCUGAUGGAGAAAAAGAGCGGCGUCUACGUGAGCAACUGUCGCGAGUCCCGCGUCAAAGCCAUCUGCAACGACGAGCUCGUCCAGGAUCGUCUGUUCGAUCUGUCGCUCCGACAAGUCGGUCUCGAGCGCUUGCCGUUUUGAGACAAUUUUUUUUUCUCUCUCUCUCUUUUUUUUUUUAAUGAAUUUUCUCUCGUCGCUACGACGACGACCACGACGAGAUAAAGAAAGAAACGGUGUAAUUAAAAAGAGAGAAAAAAAGAAAGAUGCUCUGUAUAAACUGUGUAUAUUACACCGGCGUACUGUCACGCACAAAAGCUCUCGAGCGCGGUUGAAAUUCCAGGAUAUAUAUAAAUGUGUACACUGCGCGUAUAUACCGUUACACGUAUAAAUGCGUAAUUACUUUUACCCUUCUUUUUUUCAUUUAUUUAUUUACCGUGUACAUUUUCUUUUUCUCUGCGAUUCAUUUUAUAUCGAGAAUCUUGUUAAUUUUGAGAUCCGAGAUAAAAAAAAGAAGGUAAAACUCAACUUCGACGCGCGAGCGACAAUGGACGAAUUCCUGUAUUAUAAAUUUUCCUCCCUCGCUCCCUCCAUCGAUCUAUCUAUUUCAUUAUAGUACUUUUGCUCGGCUGCAAAAGCUGCCGCGCCGCGAAAACUUUGCGUAUAACUACUACUACUAUUACUGCUGCUGCUUCGCUCGUGUAUAUAGGCGCAAACAAUGCGGCGCGCGCGCGAAGCAAAGUGCACUCUUCGCGCUCUCCUCCUACUCCUUCUCUCUUUUUUUGAAACGACGCUUUUUCCAGA
Trichogramma pretiosum is the source of this 1981-nucleotide messenger RNA. Its product is annotated as retinol dehydrogenase 12-like. NCBI's taxonomy places the organism in Eukaryota, Metazoa, Arthropoda, Insecta, Hymenoptera, Trichogrammatidae. The coding region runs from base 272 to 1321 and encodes 349 amino acids. The transcript has 6 exons. The record is from RefSeq and is a predicted model, not a curated record.